This is a messenger RNA of Lottia gigantea (owl limpet), 1127 nucleotides long. RefSeq lists its product as hypothetical. Gene Ontology annotation, cellular component: plasma membrane; synaptic vesicle; endosome. The coding region runs from base 145 to 888 and encodes 247 amino acids. Lineage: Eukaryota; Metazoa; Mollusca; Gastropoda; Lottiidae. Gene Ontology annotation, biological process: protein localization to plasma membrane; regulation of exocytosis; protein secretion. The transcript is spliced from 8 exons. Gene Ontology annotation, molecular function: GTPase activity; GTP binding. The record is from RefSeq and is a predicted model, not a curated record.
CAACAAACAGAAGCUUUGAACCGAAUGGCAUGGUAAAAUCUCGUGUAAAACGGGGGAAAUGUAAUUGUUUCAUGUUUGACCGUUGAUAUAAUCUACUACAACACGCAGUGCCUUAUGUCAUUGUGCCUGGCAUCAAUAUAAAACAUGGGAAAGGACAAAACUUUAAAUGCAAAUGGAACAGAUUUUCGUCAAAAUGGUGGGGGGCAAGCUGGUGGGGGAAUGAAUGGGCACUCAUCAUUUCAAGGUAACAGCCAUCUUCAUAGACAGGCAUCUAGGCAGUGUUCAUCUGAACUUUAUGAUUUAUCUUGUAAGGUUAUGUUAAUUGGUGACAGUGGUGUUGGUAAAACAUGUUUACUGGUCAGAUUUAAAGAUGGAACGUUUCUAUCAGGCAGUUUUAUCUCAACUGUGGGCAUUGAUUUUAGGAAUAAAGUAGUGGAAGUAGAUGGAUCUAAAGUAAAAUUACAGAUUUGGGAUACUGCUGGACAAGAACGAUUCCGUAGCAUAACCCAUGCUUACUACAGAGACGCCCAUGCCUUGUUAUUACUGUAUGAUGUAACCAAUAAAAACAGUUUUGAUAAUAUUAGGGCUUGGUUAGCUGAAAUUAAUGAAUAUGCUCAAGAAGAUGUAGUUAUAAUGUUAUUAGGUAAUAAAUGUGAUGUAGCUGGAGAACGACAGUUACGUCGAGAAGAUGGUGAGAAAUUAGCAAAGGAAUAUGGUGUGGCCUUUAUGGAAACUAGUGCUAAAACUGGUAUGAAUGUUGAAUUAGCUUUCAUGGCAGUUGCAAGAGAUUUAAAAAUGAAGAAAACAAGAAAACCAGAUGAACCACAAUUUAAUGUUGCUGAAUAUGUAGAUCAAGAGAAGACAACUAGUCAGUGUUGCAGCAGCUAACAUUUGCUCAGGGUUCUUUACAUUCAAUAUAUGACUAAAUCUUCCAUCUUAUAAUAACCUAUUUAUAACUAAACACAAUUAUAUGGAUAAUAAUUACUUAAAUUUUUUAAGUUUUAAGGAUGAUAUAUUAAUAUAAUUGUGUCCAGUUAUUUAUUCUCCAAUUACUAAAUACCACUCAAAAAAUAACCUGGUUAUAAUUAUAACAUUGCUUAUAUAAUUUACUUAAUUAAUUUAAAUUU